Messenger RNA from Fusarium fujikuroi IMI 58289, 1086 nucleotides. RefSeq names its product probable pectin lyase precursor. The coding region runs from base 1 to 1086 and encodes 361 amino acids. The transcript is spliced from 3 exons. The record is from RefSeq and is a predicted model, not a curated record. NCBI's taxonomy places the organism in Eukaryota, Fungi, Ascomycota, Sordariomycetes, Hypocreales, Nectriaceae. Gene Ontology annotation, molecular function: pectate lyase activity.
AUGAAGUCUCUCUCUCUUCUCUCCGUGGCCGUCGCCGCGCUGGUCUCCAACGUUUCCGCCGCGGGCGUUACCGGCACCCCCGAGGGAUUCGCCUCCGAAGUCACGGGCGGCGGUAGUGCCGAGGGCGCGUACCCCAAGUCAACCGAUGAGCUGGUCUCUAUGCUUGGCGACUCUACCACGCGCGUCAUCCUGCUCGACCAGGAGUUCGAUUUCACCGGCUCGGGCUGCCAGACGGCUAUCAACAAGGAUGAUUGGUGUAACAACUAUCAGCCUGAUGCCCCCAAGGUCGAUGUUAGCUACGAUAAGGCGGGCUUGAACCCGAUUAUCGUCAAUUCGGAUAAGUCGAUUGUUGGUGUUGGUGCGAAUGGUGUUAUCAAGGGCAAGGGUCUUUACAUCAAGGGAACCAAGAACAUUAUUAUCCAGAACAUCCAUAUUACUGAGCUGAACCCUCAGUAUGUUUGGGGCGGAGACGCUAUUACCCUUGAUGGAGCUGAUCUUGUUUGGAUCGAUCACGUCACGACCUCCAACAUCGGCCGACAGCACAUCGUCCUUGGCACCAACGCUGAUAACCGAGUCUCCAUCACCAACAACCACAUCAACGGCGAGAGCCAGUGGUCUGCUACUUGUGACGGACACCAGUACUGGUCCAUGUACUUCACCGGUUCCAGCGACAUGAUCACCAUGAAGAACAACUACAUCACCAAGACCUCCGGCCGCGCCCCCAAGGUCGCCGGAAACACCGUCCUCCACGCCGUCAACAACUACUGGUCUGACAACUCCGGCCACGCCUUCGAGACCAGCGAUCAAGCCAAGAUUCUCGCCGAGGGCAACCUCUUCCAGGACGUCAAGGCCGCUAUCGAGGAGGGAUCUACCGGCGCCAUCUUUGCCAGCCCUGAUGCUUCCGCCAACGCUGCUUGCUCCAGCGGUGUUGGCCACGUCUGCGAGGUUAACCAGUAUGAUAACUCUGGUUCUCUGUCUGGUACCGAUUCUAGCUUCUUCAGCUCUUUCGGCGGAAAGGGUGCUGAGGCUAAGCCUGUGUCUUCCGUCACUGGUCUUGCUGCCAGUGCUGGUUUCGGAACCAUCUAA